UGGUAAUUAUGCAGUUUUAAUCUUUAAUAAUAACUGCAGCAACUUUCAAUAAUGGAAAACUAUGCAUCAAAACUUGUAUCCUCAGCUAAAGAAUCUGUGAGGGCAGCUUGUAAAAAAUGUGGAUAUGCUGGACAUUUAACGUAUCAGUGUAGAAAUUUUCUGAAGAUAGAUCCAAAUAAGGAAAUCGUUCUAGAUGUUAGUAGUACUAGUAGUGAAUCAGAAGAAGAUUAUACAACCCCUCUAACUGAAUUACGUAAAGAAGAAUUACUUCAGAAAUUGAAGGAAAUGAAGAAGCACAAGAAAAAGGCGAAGAAGAAACGUAAAAAAAGGUGUAGGUCGAGUGAUGAAAGCAGUGAGAGUGAAGAAGAUAAAAAACUAUCUAGAAAAAGGAAGCACAAAAAAAAGACAAAAUCUCGAAGAAAGUCUUCCAGCUCUGAUUCAGAAGAUAGUUCAGAUCACUUCCAAAAAAAAGUCAAAUCAAAGAAAUCGUCAGGUUAAUCAAUUGAAAUAUUAAUUUCAACUUUUAAUUGAGAAGUAUUGUAUUGUAUAGAAUUUCCUGUUGAAUGACCAUCUCAAAUUUUACCUUUUAUUUCAAUGGAUUUCUUUUUCAACAGAUUUAUUCAAUAAACGGUUUACUUUAUAUAAUCGUAUGGUUCUCUCAAGAAUAAUGUAAUAAUAUUCUUCAUCAUUAAAAUAUUAUUAUGGUGAUAUCAAUAACAUACUCUUUUUGAAUUUUGUAAGCAUCAGCUUUUGCUCUAUAUUGUAAAAUCAUUGUCAUAAAUGAUUGUCGAAUUGCAGUUGUCUUCUAAUAAUUAGGAGCUGCUCCUCAAUAAAGAGUUUUGAACUUAA
Molecule: messenger RNA, 849 nt
Organism: Coccinella septempunctata (seven-spotted ladybird)
Lineage: Eukaryota; Metazoa; Arthropoda; Insecta; Coleoptera; Coccinellidae
Product: protein SREK1IP1-like
Exons: 1
Coding region: 52-498 (148 amino acids)
Molecular function (GO): nucleic acid binding; zinc ion binding
Source: RefSeq, a predicted model, not a curated record